Penicillium vulpinum is the source of this 690-nucleotide messenger RNA. RefSeq lists its product as uncharacterized. NCBI's taxonomy places the organism in Eukaryota, Fungi, Ascomycota, Eurotiomycetes, Eurotiales, Aspergillaceae. Bases 1 to 690 code for a protein of 229 amino acids. The transcript has 4 exons. The record is from RefSeq and is a predicted model, not a curated record.
AUGUCUAUCAUGGGAUAUUCAGAUCUUUGCUUAGGCACACAAGUGACCUUCACCACUCCCUCGCCUCAGAAGUGGGUUCUCGAGGAGAAGCUCACCAAAGGAUUUCCAAAGAGUUACCAUCCUGCGACAGACAGUAGCAAGAAGGCAUUCAUGAGAAUUUACUUUCAGAUUCCCAACCCCGGAACAGAGUUCCAGCUCCCCCGGCUUCGACAACAACAGGCAGCUCCACCCCGUCAGCAUUUAGAGCUACAAGCUUUGAAGGAUCUCAGUAAACAACACUGUACCGUGGUCCCAGCUCUCCUCGCCCACAAAGAAGGAAAGCAAGGCAAGGACGGCCUGGUUCCAGACGGCUAUAUAACAAAUAUUGUGUGGGAAAUGGUCAGCGGGAAGCCACUUGAUACGGAUCAGUUCUGGAGGCCUGAAUCGGCGCGGUUACGCGAGGCCGUCCGUACGAAGUUCCGCCAUAUCUGGGAGGAGUUGAAGCGUCAUGGAUGGUAUCCAGGGCUCCCUCUUUUGCAGAAUAUUAUCUACGACGAGUCAACCGGGGAUAUGCACAUUGCCGGUUUCCGAGACCCCGACCGCUUCGAUCCCGACGAGAAAUUUUCCGAUAUGACCUUUGUCUUCUGGCGUUUAACUAGGCCACCCAGAAAGUCCGGUUGGGAGAAAGACCCUACCAAGUGGGCCUGGUAA